AAAGUUAGUUGGCGGUGCUUGCGCGGCAAAUUGCCCACACUUAUUUAAUUGGUUUCAAUGGCUUCUCAGGAACCCAACGACCAAAUCCCUAAUUCCCUCUCUUCAAUGGCUUCUCAGGAACCCAUGUACCCGCAAGUGAUCGACCCGGAUUUCGAAAAUCCCUUCUAUCACUCGCCUUCUUCCUCCCACCCGGCUCCUAUGUACCCCGUCGUAGACACCAAGGAUGCGGAGAAUCUUUUUCCUGGCCGUGGGAAUCAUCCUCAUUCCCCGUCUGCCCCUCCGGAGGCCGUUGAAGAAAGCCUCCUCGUUGUACCGGGCACGAUCCUCCACUUGAUUGAUAAACAGUACUCGGUCGAGCUUGCCACCGGCGAAUUGUUACUGCACCGUCUUCGCCAGGGGAACAGCACCGUUGCUGUCUUCGCCAGGGUCGCAGAUGACAUCCAGUGGCCCUUAACCAAGGACCUGGCCUCUGUGAAGCUUGACCAUUCACAUUACUUCUUCUCCUUUCGAGCUCCUAGCCAGGAUGGUGAUUCAGAUUCUAGUGAUGAGGAGGAGAAAGGAAAGGGGAAGAAGAAAGAGAAGCUCAAAGAAAAAGAAAAAGAUGUGGGGAAUGACGUGUUGAACUAUGGGCUUACAAUUGCUUCCAAAGGCCAGGAUAAUUUGAUCAAAGAGCUUGAUAAAAUUCUGGACAGUGUUACCAGCUUCUCCGUUCAGAGGGUGGAGGAAAAGGCGUUUGAGGUUUUGGGAGGUACAGUGGCCCAGGAGGUCUCCCCUGCUGAAUUGGAGUUAGAGAAUAAGAAGGAGGUGUUGGAGGAGAGGUGUGCAGCUUAUUGGACAACUUUGGCGCCCAAUGUGGAGGAUUACAGUAGCUCAGCUGCGAAAUUGCUGGCUUCCGGGUCAGGGAAGCUGAUAAAAGGUAUCUUGUGGUGCGGUGAUGUCACUGUGGAUAGAUUGAAGUGGGGGGAUGAGGUUAUGAGGAAUAGGGUUGCCCCUGGUUCCAAUGCCGAGGUUAGUCCUCAGACCAUGAAAAGGAUCAAAAGGGUAAAAAGGGUGACAAGUAUGACUGAGAAAGUGGCUAGCGGGGUUCUUUCAGGAGUUGUUAAGGUUUCAGGGUUUGUUACCAGCUCUGUUGCUAACUCCUCAGUAGGAAAGAAGUUUUUCAGCCUCUUGCCUGGGGAAAUGGUACUUGCCACACUGGAUGGAUUUAGUAUGUCAAGCGGAUCUCUACUUUUAUUUCAAAUGUUGUUUCUACACCUUUUAAGAUCCAUAACCUUUUCCUCUUGAUUACUUUGGCAGAAUAUGUGAUGCUGUUGAAGUAGCAGGAAAGAAUGUGAUGUCAACAUCGUCAACUGUGACAACUGGACUAGUCUCUCACAGGUAUGGGGAUGAGGCAGCGAAGGCAACAAGUGAAGGGCUUGAAGCUGCAGGGCAUGCGAUGGGGACUGCCUGGACCGUUUUCAAAAUCAGAAAAGCAUUAAACCCUAAAAGUUCUCUGAAACCCACUACUCUAGCUAAAUCUGCUGCCAAAGCCGCUGCCUCUGAGUUCAAGGCCAAGAAGAAUUCCAAGUAACUAUGACCCACACUUGUGUAAGAUAGAGUUGUUCACUUGUUCCUAACUUGUAAACCCUUUGAUUUUCCAGCGUCAUAUAGAUUGUUGAUGUUUUUUAACUUCUACACUAAGCUGCUGAAGUUCAUAUUUGUUGAAGCCUUUAGUGUGUGUUACCACUAUCAUUAUGAGGUUUUCUUGAAGUCAUCUCCAGAACUCUUCUAGAUUAGAAUGAAAUAUUGACUCUGAACACAUACUUGUAAACUAAUAGUUGUUUUUACUGGAUCUCCCAAUCAAUCUGAUAUUUCAGUGGAACUGUGCAAGCAUUACUAUGUUAAUAGAGAGGACCAUGAAUAUCAA
Cuscuta epithymum is the source of this 1906-nucleotide messenger RNA. NCBI's taxonomy places the organism in Eukaryota, Viridiplantae, Streptophyta, Magnoliopsida, Solanales, Convolvulaceae. The record is from the annotation of a GenBank genome assembly.